GUUCUUACAAACUGCGGAGCAAUAGUGGAGUAGUGGAGGACCAAAUAGAGCAAGUACUAGGCACCUGUUGCAUAACCCGGCCCUGCUUUGGGUAUCGAAGUCCGUCGAACUGAGCGGAACCGCGCUUAGGUUUAGAGUCGGGAUACCAAUGGAGUCGGGCCGGUGACGAUGCUUGGGAGUAAAUGUGAGAUAGGCUGUAAUGGAGGUAAAGCGGGACUCAGCCUUCCACGACAUGUAUAAGGCACAGCGAGCCCUCCUUUUUCUUUCAUAUUCAUCUUCCAACAUCAUCCACUAUCGAGCCAUUAGCCAUCCCGUCAUCAAAGCAUCUUAUUAAACCCAAUCCAGCAUUUCAACACCUCACACAACGCCAACAUGCCGCCCAUGCAAUACUUCGCAAAGGCUCAGUCAGAGUUCAAGCCCCCGCUAAUUGCCAACGAGAACGCAUUCCUCGGCGACGUCGUUUCGUCUGAGCCCACAAACCCCGACAAGCCCAUUUCCGGUGGCUUUUACCGUCUUGAGAAGGGUACCCCGCUCGAGUACACAUACUCGUACGAUGAGCUGAAGAUCAUUGUCGAAGGCCACUUCUACAUUACUGACGAGACGGGCAAGGAGGUCAAGGGCGAGAAGGGCGAUGUCUUCUUCUUCCCCGCCGGUGCUAAGAUCCUGUUCAAGACGGAUGAUUAUGGUCUGGGAUUCUUUGUUGGACAGAGAAAGAAGGAUACGCUAUAAGGGAAAUGAGCGUGCAAUUGAAUCAAAUUAAAGAGAUAUCCUAGCAAGGAAUAAGAAAAACAUCACAUUACAUCACAUAUCCAGAUUGCGACAUCGUUGCGAAGUGCAUGUUGUCAAUACAGCAUACCAUCAUAGGACUAGCGCCAACCCGAAUUACAAAUCUUACCUCGACG
This is a messenger RNA of Cucurbitaria berberidis CBS 394.84, 902 nucleotides long. RefSeq lists its product as uncharacterized. Lineage: Eukaryota; Fungi; Ascomycota; Dothideomycetes; Pleosporales; Cucurbitariaceae. The record is from RefSeq and is a predicted model, not a curated record. The transcript is spliced from 4 exons. The coding region runs from base 373 to 729 and encodes 118 amino acids.